AGCAUGGAAGGUAGAGAGAAUCUAGAAAAUGUGAAAACAAUUGUCCCAUAUCUUUCACAUCCUAAAAACCCUUAAAAUUAAAAAAAAAAAAAAAAGAAGAAAAGAAACUGAAGGCAGAAGGAAAAUCAUUGAACAAGAGCUAUUGGUGAAGCAAAGGAAAAAGCAUAUUAGAAUAAUGAGAGACCACAAGUUGACAAAAUUGAAGUCAUUGUUUCUUUCUUUGAGAGGAGACUUUGUGUUAAGAGGAAAGAUCUCUUAUUUGGGAUUGUAGAAGGGAUCUUUCUACCUUAACAUAUCAGAUACUGGCCCAAUAGAUCUGUGUUUCUCUUUUGUUUGGCGAUGAUUCAAGAUUCUUUAUCAUCAGUUCAGAGUCACCCACCCUAUUUUUUUGGUUCUCGGUGUCUUUAUGGAAUUUUUCUUUGCUUUUACUGGGGAAUUUCAUGGAGCUAGUUGAAUUUCUUAGAAUUUGUGGAUGAUGUUAUAAAGGAAUGGGAACUAAAGUGCAGCACAAGAUGUAUCUGUCAGGAUAUUAUCCUAUGAAGGAUUUAAAUGACAGUAACGGAAAUGGUAACUGGCCUUCCCAUCAUGAAAACAAAACCUUUGGGCAAUGUUAUGGCCUCUUGUCUGCAAAGCCAGCUACAGAUGGAUAUAUAGCUAAUGAAAAGGAACAAUUGCGGCAAACCAUAAUGAAGCAUGAAACUGUAUUCCGGCAGCAGCUCCAUGAACUGCAUCGUCUUUACAAGAAACAAGCAGACAUGAUGAAUGAAGUGACAAAAAGAGAACCCCACAAGCACUUCAAACCCAUGGAAACAUCACAGUCAAGCUUUUUUGCCUUUCCAUCCGUAGAUGACAAAAGCAGGUGUUACAGUUCUAGUUUGCCAUUGGUUGAUUUCAGUCAUCGUAUGCAAUCUCCAUCAGGUGCUGAUAGCAUCCAAUCACACUUCAGUUCCAUGGAUGUGAAGAUCAUGCAAUCUGGUUAUGGUUCUACCCUCAAUGGAUCAAGGUCUAAGGAAUGUGAAUCUCUGGAAUUCAAAUGUAAGAAACUCCAGAGAAGAUUGUUUGACCUUGAGCGUCCAGCUGAGGAAUACAUAAAUGGUGAAGAUGAAGGCCAAGGAGCAUCUGGAGGGUCAGGGAUGGAAAAUUGCCCUCCUCAUAGGAACUGCGAGCUUGCUUGUGAGAAAAAUGGCAACUUGUCAACUCGCAGUUGUGCAUACUCUAUGUGCAAUGGGGAUGCUUCAAGUUCCAAUAUGAAUUUAAAGAGGAAGAUGACCAUUACUGAUCUGAAUGAACCUGUCCAGGUUGGGGAAGCAUCUGGUACUGAUUCUGUCGAUAUUCUAGGGAAUAUUACCUGCUCUAGAGAGGGUCUUCGAAAUAUAGAUCUUUCUGCAAGUAACUGUUCUGGUUUUUUGGCUAAGGAAGCUUCUCGAACCCCCCUUAAAGUAAAAGAUGAGGGAGGUGUAUGUAGUCUGCAUUCAGAGAAUGAAAAGAGACAAAGAAGAUGGUUACCUUCUCCUUGUAACUCAGGCCAAACUACAAGCAACAUAAAUUUUCAGACUGGAGGUUUUCAGUGUGAAUAUUUGCCUGCAAUAUGUGAAUCAUCACAAGUUGGAUACCAGAAACCGCAUGAGCUUAAUCAGAACAGAAGGGAGGUAUCAACAAGGAAGACAAUUUUUGGUGUAGAAAUCUCUGUAAGAAAUCAUGACACAUCAGUUAUACCUUCAAGUACACGUACUUCACAGCCACUUGUUCCUCAAUCUAAUGUUGCCAAUUCUGAGUCGUCCUCCAUUUCAUCUUGGAAGAAUCCUCCAGCUGGCUGGAGACCGAAUCUGAUAUUUUUUCAAGGAAAUCCUUGUUUGAACACUUUUCCCAAGUCAGAAGUUGAUGGGCUGCUUAUAAAUAACAAUGUAAGAUCAUUUCCAAGUUUGAAAGCAGAAACAUCCUGCCAAAAUAGCCCUCGCCUUCUUUCUCAGUUGGAGUCCAAGGAAUCGCAGGUUUGCCAUGGUUUUAGCUGCAUUAAUGGCAUCAGUGACAGUAAUUCUACUUCUGAAAAAGUUCCUCAACAUAGUCCUGCAAAUAACUUCAGGAGUUCGGGCAUAUUAGGGAUUUCAAAGUCUAUAGAGGAAGCAAAUCCUGCUCUUCCAAAAAGCUGCAAGAAUGAAGCAGUUUCUGUUGAUGGUCCAAAGGAAGAAAAUCCCAAAGGAGGUUUCUCUUGGCUUAGAGAUAUUUCAUUUUGUAAUGGAAAAUAUUUCAAAGAAAGUAAUGGUUAUCAUAACGUAAAUUUGGAUUUCUUCCAGAACCAUUCUGAGCAAUUUACCAUAAAAACUGAAACAAUGAAGAGCCCCUUCCAAAGCUUUACUCAGAAUUCCUUGUUGAUGAUAAAUUCCGAUGCCCAAGAUGCCAAGGACAAGAAAACUGAAGGAGCUGACUGUUCAAGCAAUUUAAAGGUUCUUGGAAUUCCCAUUUGUGAAAAGCAGAUGUCCAAAGACUUGCCUUCUUCAACCUUUGCCUCCAAUCCCAGUUUUGCUUCUGAAAUUGAUGGUGCUAACUAUGUUAAACCUGGGAUACUUCUUACUGAUCUAAAUCAUUAUCCUAUUCCAUCUGAAUCUGGAGAGAUACAACAUUUGAAGUGUGUAAACGAAGGAGAUGCUAGUUUAAGAGAUUGCUUUGAUUUGAAUGUGUGUGUGGCUGAAGAGGAGGCUCAAUCAACACAUGUUUAUCCUAGAACUGAGGUGAAGGUUGCAAUUGAGAUAGAUUUAGAGGCACCAGUAGUUCUCGGCAAUGAAAUAGAUAUCAGUUCUGGAGGUGAAUUUGUAGAAAGCGAACUUAAAGAGCCAGUUGAUUCAUUAAACAAUGAGUCUGGGAUCUUUCAUGAAGGCUUUAUGAAGGUUGCAGCUGAGGCUCUAAUUGCCAUCUCAUCAUCUGGUAUACAUAAUAUUCAAGAUGAUGCCACUUGUCAUCAAGUGGAAGCUUCAUUGAGUGAUUCCCUUCAUUGGUUUGCAGAGAUAAUUACUUCUUACAACGUUGAAAUAGAGAACAAUGGCAUGUCAGCUUCAGUUGGUAAGGACAGUACAGAUUGUCAAGAUACCAUACCAAAUGGGAUCGAUUAUUUUGAGUAUAUGACCUUAAAUUUGACAGAAACAAAGUUAAAAGAAUACCAUUAUGAAUCUGAAGUUAUAGAUAACACAAAAGAUGAAGUCACAUUGUUAAGACGGCCGCGGAGAGGUCAGGCCCGGAGAGGAAGGCAGCGGAAGGACUUUCAGAGAGAUAUACUUCCCAGCCUUUCCUCUCUCUCCAGGAAUGAUGUGGCUAAUGAUCUUCAGACCAUCGAAGGACUUAUUAGAGCAACUGGUGGCAUUUGGCAGUCAAGUUUGUCACAGAGGAACUCUCCCAAGGGCAAAAGAGGCAGAGGAAGAAGGAGUGCAGCAGCUUCUGCUACUUCUCCUACAGAAAACACAGUUUGCUCACUGCAGACUCAGCAACCUAAAUGUGCUGAGCUGGGACUUGAAGAAACUGGAUUAACAGGAUGGGGAAAGAGGACAAGGCGCCUGCCAAGGCAUAGAUGUCCCAUUAAUCAUCCUACUUUAACAAUACAAUGAGUAGAGAGCUACAAAGGAAAUUGGAGGCUUCUCAAAGCUUUGCCUGUCAAAUUUUUCAGGCCAGGAAUAUUUACAUUGUACAUUAAUUUCUUUGUUAAUCCUUGUUUGGAUUCUUUCAAUUUUCAUCAAGUGAGCUUGUUUUUCUGAGUAGAGAAUAAGUGGUAUUGGUCUUUAUUGACAUAAAACUGAUUUUUUUCCCUUAAAUGAUAUUUUAUUCCAACUCAGUGUGUAAUAUAAGUUAGGCAUUGUUUGAAGUUGGGGAACAUGACAUUCCCUAAACUCAAGAGUUGAUGGGUGUGCCACUUUCGAGCUUGCAUAGGUAUUUUAUGUCUUAUCUUCAAAGUUCUGCUUGUAGUUUGUAUCAAAGACAUAGCUUUUAUA
This is a messenger RNA of Jatropha curcas, 3977 nucleotides long. RefSeq lists its product as uncharacterized. The record is from RefSeq and is a predicted model, not a curated record. Lineage: Eukaryota; Viridiplantae; Streptophyta; Magnoliopsida; Malpighiales; Euphorbiaceae.